CACUGAGGCAGGUCACAGCAAGCUGCAUCUCACUUGGCCCAGGAGUACAAGGUCUGUCUCAGCCUGUUAGUGCAAGCUGCAAGUCGGAAUUGUGCUUUGAAAGUGACAAGAGGUGCGGAGGGAAUUAACUGAUACAUCAACUCCGGGACCCAAACCGAGCAACACACAGCCUGGUGUCGGGGGAAGACUUGCCUCCCUCCGAGCUGCAGCAGUUUGAGAUUUAUUGACGUCCAGGAUGGAGGAACCUUACGUCAGACACCUCGAGGUGCUGGGAUUUGAAAAAAGAUUUGUCCCAAGUCAGUAUUAUGUUUAUAUGCUAAUGGUGAAGUGGAGUGACUUGUCCGAAAAACUCAUCUACAGGAAGUUCUCUGAAAUCUAUGAUUUCCACAAAAUGCUGAAGGAGCUGUUUCCUAUCGAAGCUGGAGAAAUAGAUCCCAAAGCCAGGACUCUCCCACAUUUACCAGCUCCCAGAUGGUUGGAGGGUCACAAAGCCACGGAGAACAGACAGAGUACUCUAGCUGACUACUUCCAGACGUUGCUCAGCCUGCCUACCAAGAUCUCGCGGUGUCAGUGGAUUCUGAACUUCUUGCAGGUCCGCCCUGAUGAUGUUGCCUUGCCGAUUCCUCACCCGACAAAAAAGACUGAAACCUACCUGAUACCAAAAGGCCGAGCAAGGUCCAGCUCCACUGAAAUCACAGGUCCAAUGUUGCUCCAAGCAUAUCGUUCAAUUGCAGAUUAUCAGAAGAAUUCCAAGUAUGAAAUGAGCAUUCAGACUGGGGAUAUUGUGGAGAUUGUGGAGAAACAUGAAAAUGGCUGGUGGUUCUGUCAGAUGGAAGGUCGGAGAGGCUGGCUGCCAGCAGCAUUCCUUGAGCCUUUGGAUGGGCCCGACGAGGCUGAGGAGCAGGAGCCCAACUAUGAAGGUGAAUGUUAUAAAGUCAUUCAAAGCUACAUAGCAGAGCAGGAGGAUGAGCUGAGCCUGAAGGAGAAUGAACUGGUUGACGUGAUCCACAAGUUGUUGGACGGCUGGUGGGUGGUGCGAACGGGAGAGAUCACUGGGUACUAUCCCUCCAUGUACCUCCUGAAGUCAGGCUCCACUCCAAACACAGAAUUCAUCCUGAACAAAGGAAAUUUCCCUCCCCCACGACGGUCAACCAUACGUAAUGCACAGAGCAUCCACGGGGCAGGGCGGAAGCGGAUAAGCCAGGAAACCUACAGGCGGAACAGCAGGCGGUAUCUGCAGCAGAGGGGCGAGACGGGUAACGCGGCCACCAGCCGGAAUGUGUGGAAGCAGAAGCAGGAUCCAAGGACAAAGGAGAAGCUGCCUUCUGCAGGUGCCAUCAAUCAGGAGGAAAAGAGUCAAAAGAAGGUUCCAGAAAUCCCCCCGCGGCCCACGCUCAGUGAGAUCAUGGCAAACUGCACUGAGCAAACCAAGAGCAAAAUAAAAUGAGUGUGAACCCACACGGGAGACCUUCGGCACCAGCUGCUGCCUGACCAGAGAAGUUUCAGCAUUUUCCGCUUUUAUUUCACAUUUCAGCAGCUGCAGUUCACUUCUGAAUUCAGUCUUUGAGAGCUGCAGUUCCCAGACCGACCCUGUAUGGUGGCGGCCCGUGUAUCCAUCAGACCCUCGCUCACACCCUUCAGCAGCAGCCAAGAUUUGCCGAGCUUGCUUCAGGAAUUAUUGGGACACUGGCUCAGGGGAAGUACAGCAGGAGUCUCCCACUUGGCAACGAGUAACGCACUUGUUAAAAUAAUAAAAGACAGUCUUGGU
Molecule: messenger RNA, 1768 nt
Organism: Pristis pectinata (smalltooth sawfish)
Lineage: Eukaryota; Metazoa; Chordata; Chondrichthyes; Rhinopristiformes; Pristidae
Gene: ncf1
Product: neutrophil cytosolic factor 1
Exons: 12
Coding region: 236-1447 (403 amino acids)
Biological process (GO): respiratory burst; superoxide anion generation
Cellular component (GO): cytoplasm; NADPH oxidase complex
Molecular function (GO): superoxide-generating NADPH oxidase activator activity; phosphatidylinositol binding; protein binding
Source: RefSeq, a predicted model, not a curated record